This is a messenger RNA of Paraphaeosphaeria sporulosa, 814 nucleotides long. RefSeq names its product ubiquitin-conjugating enzyme. Bases 82 to 534 code for a protein of 150 amino acids. The transcript has 3 exons. The record is from RefSeq and is a predicted model, not a curated record. Gene Ontology annotation, molecular function: ubiquitin conjugating enzyme activity. Gene Ontology annotation, cellular component: nucleus. Lineage: Eukaryota; Fungi; Ascomycota; Dothideomycetes; Pleosporales; Didymosphaeriaceae. Gene Ontology annotation, biological process: DNA damage tolerance; protein K63-linked ubiquitination.
CGGUUGGACUUUGCGUUUCCGUUCGCACGCAGGCUCACCAUCUCCUCAGCGCCGACGACGAGGUCCCCUUCCUCAGCAAACAUGGCCGCUCUACCCAAGCGCAUUAUCAAGGAGACCGAGCGGCUGUCGAAGGAGCCCGUCCCGGGGAUCUCGGCAGUCCCUCACGACGACAACCUUCGUUACUUCGAUGUGACCAUCGAUGGCCCCGCCCAGUCGCCCUACGAAGGAGGCGUGUUCAAGUUGGAGCUGUUCCUUCCGGACGACUACCCGAUGACGCCGCCCAAGGUUCGCUUCCUGACCAAGAUCUACCACCCAAACAUCGACCGCUUGGGAAGGAUCUGCCUGGACGUGCUGAAGAGCAACUGGUCGCCGGCUCUCCAGAUCCGCACCAUACUCCUCUCCAUCCAGGCGUUGUUGGGUGCGCCGAACCCGGACGACCCGCUCGCAAACGACGUGGCCCAACAGUGGAAGGAGGACCAGAAUCAGGCCAUCGCAACGGCGAGGGAGUGGACCGAGAAGUUCGCAAAGGCAUAGUUCAUGUCAACGGCUUGUCGAUGAUGGUCAAGGAGGGUGGCAACUGGCUCACCAACCCCAUCUCGUGCACUAAUGCGUGGUCUAUCUCCCGGGAUGAUGACGAUCAGGUCUUCUCGACCUUCGGCUCUAGCAGCGACAACCGUGCCAUGGUCUCCAAGUGGAAUGGCGAUCCGUUCGACGAGCUCAAGUUCUUGAUUACCAAGCCCGAUCAUCCCUUCAACUUCAAGCACAACUAUGUGCUGUACUACGGCCUCUGCUGCCCAUACAACUUUCUGUAAAU